This is a messenger RNA of Capronia epimyces CBS 606.96, 690 nucleotides long. RefSeq lists its product as uncharacterized. NCBI's taxonomy places the organism in Eukaryota, Fungi, Ascomycota, Eurotiomycetes, Chaetothyriales, Herpotrichiellaceae. The transcript has a single exon. The coding region runs from base 1 to 690 and encodes 229 amino acids. The record is from RefSeq and is a predicted model, not a curated record.
AUGGCAGGGCACCGCUUCAGCAAGACACAGAUGAACAACUCGCUCAUGGAGUGGUUUGGAUCGCAAACAAUCUAUGUGCUGCCUCUUUGUCUCGUGAUUUGUCUUCUGCUCGUGGUCCACCGCUCCAAGGGUCACGCCUCGCCGUCAGACGCCGAACGCGGCACUUCCAGGCUCAGCGCCAAAGAACAAGGACAAGAUCUAGAUCCAGCUCCGGCCGUGCAGAAGAACCCUGACUCGGAGCCCACCUAUCUGUACCCGUAUCCCUACUCGACAUUCGCUGCUCAGCAAGCACGCCUUCCCGACCGUGUCGAUUCGAGGUAUGAUGUGAUGAGCUCAACCCCAUUCACCACUGGCAGUGUAUAUCUGGCAGCCAAGGCAGAGACCCAAACCGGAGACAAGGCCGAGCCCGAGCCCGAGCAUGCACAUGCAUAUGCACCGCACCGCUCAGAUGAUGUGCUGGCGGAAUCUCCAAGCCUGAGACGAAAGAUGACCAGGGAGGAGAACGACCAGGAGGACCACACAGACCAGCAAGCAUGUUACAGACGAGCGUCAUAUCCGCAGGCCGAAGGGCAACGAGGAGGAGCCCUCCAUCGUGAUUCGAAGCACGACGAGACCGAAACCUUUCUGCACCAUCAUGACCCAGAUGUCGUUUGGAGGCGCCGGACCAUGAUCUUCCUUGCGGGAGCCUAG